Messenger RNA from Fusarium oxysporum Fo47, 834 nucleotides. RefSeq lists its product as uncharacterized. The record is from RefSeq and is a predicted model, not a curated record. Lineage: Eukaryota; Fungi; Ascomycota; Sordariomycetes; Hypocreales; Nectriaceae. Bases 1 to 834 code for a protein of 277 amino acids. The transcript has 3 exons.
AUGAGUGCUUACACAUCCGAGGAUUUAGUAUCAACCAUAUCUUCAAAUGUUACACAAAUAACACCUACGGCAACCUCUGCAGACGAGCGCGCCGCACUUACUACACCAUACAUUCCACCAAGUAAUUGUACGCCCAACUGGAAGAAGACGAGCUUGAUAUGGACUCAGGAUGGCACCUUCACAUAUCCCGUUCUGGUAUCAGCACCUCCAGCUUCGUGCUACCCCUCUGGCUGGGAGAUCAGUGAAGCUCAGUCUCUAUUCACCUUUAGCCCGGCUCUGUCUCAACAGCAUACUGCUGCGAAAGGUUCCGCCUCCAAGCACCUUGCGCCCCCGCUAGAAAGUAGACUAAUCAGAUCAUUUAGCGGAUUCACCUUUGAUCCCUAUGAUCGAGGUGGCUACGUUGCCAAUGACUUCUUUACUAGGGGCUGUGGACGAUGGGUACAGACAAUAUCAGACAUAUCCCAACGCGAUGGCACAACGACUACAACACUGUCAGCCUCAUCCAAUUACCAAGAUGCUAGCGCAAUGGAUGACACUUUCAUGGUUCAUCAAGCCUGGGAAAUAUCCUGGGGCUCAUCUGAGAGGUCUGAUCUCACGCCAAUGCCUCUCACCCGCCCGACUGAAAGUUUUGAUCAGAGCCAGGGGUACAUCAGUACCUCGGCCGUGUGGUUUCUCAUGGUCGGGUUGCCCAUUAUUGUGUUUCUAAUGAUUGUCGGUUGCUGCUGGGUGUGUAUCAGGCGUCGGAUAAGGGAAAGGAGAGUCAGGCGUGCAAUGAGAGACUCAUCCUUGCCUCAAACUGGUGAAGGACGCUCGUCUCUGACACUAAUCUCAUAA